Molecule: messenger RNA, 2452 nt
Organism: Pelmatolapia mariae (spotted tilapia)
Lineage: Eukaryota; Metazoa; Chordata; Actinopteri; Cichliformes; Cichlidae
Product: glucoside xylosyltransferase 1-like
Exons: 8
Coding region: 162-1505 (447 amino acids)
Biological process (GO): protein O-linked glycosylation via N-acetylgalactosamine
Molecular function (GO): UDP-xylosyltransferase activity
Source: RefSeq, a predicted model, not a curated record
CAGAAGUGGGUGGGGCUGAAACUGUAAACACCAACUGUGCCUGUCUGCUUACUUUCUGACUUAUUAAUGAGAUAAAGUAGCUAGCUGGUGAUAUGUCGUGUGAUAGCUAGCUAAGCUUAACAUGAAAAUGUUUCUUUAACCUAUAAAAUCUGAAGCGCAAGAUGCGAUGCUAUCUUCACACAUUUCUCCUGUGCAUGAUCUUCGUCUUCUUUUCCUUUUUGUAUGUGUUCAAUCAGCUAGCCUCCACCUUAGAGGACAGAGACGGGUGGAGAGUAAAAGAACACGGAAUACCCGGCAGGAAAAGUCAUGACACCGGGCACCUUCUCAGGAAAAGGCCAGGCCUGGAAGGCCUCCGAGACCGCGAAGAAGGGCUUGACAGGUGUAAGUCACAGUCAGUUUCUUACUGGAAACCAUAUUGGAGACUGCCUGCUGAUGUUUGUGGAGUGAACUGCUUAUUGGAAUCAUCUUUUAGUGAGCGGUUAAACUCUGCAGUGAAGGCAGGAAGCAGGGAUGAGAGGAGUCACCUGGCUGUUGUGGCCUGUGGCCCCAGGCUAGAGGAAACAAUCACCAUGUUGAAGUCUGCUGUUCUCUUCAGCAAAAAACCUCUGCACUUUUACAUCUUUGCUGAGGAUGAACUUCACAAGAGUUUCAGAAACACUCUGGAAUCGUGGCCUCGGAGAGUUCGGGCAAGGUUUAAUUCCACCAUCUACCCUAUCACUUUUCCCAAGGAGAAUGCAAGAGAAUGGAAGAAACUCUUCAAACCCUGUGCCUCUCAGAGGCUUUUUCUGCCACUGAUUCUGAAGGAGGUAGACUCCUUGCUUUAUGUAGAUACAGACAUUAUUUUUCUGCAGCCAGUAGAAGACAUGUGGGCUCUGCUUUCUCAGUUCAAUUCAAGCCAAUUAGCUGCCAUGGCUCCAGAACAUGAGGAACCACGUAUCGGCUGGUACAAUCGUUUUGCCCGCCACCCUUACUACGGCAAGACAGGCAUCAACUCAGGGGUCAUGCUCAUGAACAUGACACGCCUCAGGGAAACAAUUUUCAAGAAUGACAUGACAACAGUUGCACUAAAGUGGGAGGAAAUGUUGAUGCCCCUUCUCCAGAAGUAUAAGCUCAACAUCACCUGGGGUGACCAGGACCUUCUUAAUAUCAUAUUCCACCAUAACCCAGAAAGCCUGUAUAUGUUUCCCUGCCAGUGGAACUACCGUCCAGACCACUGUAUCUAUGGCAGCAACUGUCAACAGGCUGAACAAGAAGGUGUCUUUAUUCUCCAUGGUAACAGAGGAGUUUAUCAUGACGACAAACAGCCAGCAUUUCGAGCUGUCUAUGAAGCAAUUCAGAAGUACCAAUUCGGCGACAACUUGGAGACCUCACUGCUUCGACCGCUGGAGACGUCGCUGCAGACAACCACCCACACCUACUGCGGCAGAGCCAGUCACUUGCUUACAAAGAGGUUAAAACAGAGCAUCAUGUCUGUUCAACAGGACGCCACACAGAGAAGAAGGUGAUGAUGGGGGUCAGCAGGCGUAAUAUCAAAGAAACGGUGCCUAACAUCUCUUAGGUGAGAGUAGCUCUUCCUUUGGUGACAGUGAGCUGGAUCAAAAACAGACUCGGGUUAACAACGAGUCAUCAUUUGUUUACAAACCGCCUAUCAAGACACUGGGAAUGCAGAAGGGUAGCCUGUUUUGAGAUUGUAUUUAUUUUAUUUUGUCAUUUUAUUCUACAGCCAGUGUUGGUGCAUAUCCAUCAAAUGAACACAAUGGGUGUUAAAUGUGGUAUAACUGUAGUGGACAGUGCACUGAUGCCACUUUGCCCUGCAGAGAUUUUUGGACUUCAUGGCCAAAAAGAAAAAAUGUUUUCUGUAUGUCAGACAAUCAGUUUGUAUUUUUGUUUUAUUUUAACACAGAAGCUACAAUCACUUUUCAUUUCUGUAGUGAUUUUUAUUAACAAAAAAGACUUAUCAAGAGUAUUCUAUUAGAUUUUUAUAUUCAUUUCUACUCCAGUUUAUUUCACAGAAAAGGGAUGCUUUCAUUUUCAGGUACUAUUUUCAGCUACUGUAGAUGAGAAUGUUCUUUUGAGGAAAGCACUCAUUGAGAAUAUUUUAAACAUUUUUCAUCAGUAUUUAUUUUUGUUGGAUAUGUGCAUCUGGAAGAAAUUUUGAUGUCUGUCUUAAGUUUUUAACAGGGGUCUGUCAUUUCAUGUACUUUGAUAUGGGAGUUUUCAGUACGUCGUGUACUGUAUAUUGUCAUAGCAUAUCUUUCUUUUCAUUAAUUUUACAAGUAACGACACAUUGUCCUAUUACGGUACAAUAUAUGGGAUUGUUGUUUUUAAUUAAACCAGCUGGCAUGAAUGUGUAUGUUUAAAAAAAAAAAACCCGCACAGCUGAUUUAAGAAAUCAAUGAUUGUAACAGAUGUUUGAACAUUUUACUGCAAAACUGGAGUAAAUAUUUUAAAU